Messenger RNA from Scleropages formosus (Asian bonytongue), 1436 nucleotides. Its product is annotated as nectin-4-like. Gene Ontology annotation, molecular function: signaling receptor binding. Gene Ontology annotation, cellular component: cell surface. Lineage: Eukaryota; Metazoa; Chordata; Actinopteri; Osteoglossiformes; Osteoglossidae. The record is from RefSeq and is a predicted model, not a curated record. The coding region runs from base 156 to 941 and encodes 261 amino acids. The transcript is spliced from 4 exons. Gene Ontology annotation, biological process: positive regulation of interleukin-10 production; negative regulation of interleukin-12 production; negative regulation of T cell activation.
GUGUGCGAGACAUUUUUUUUGCCCAGGUUACAUAGGUACUUUUGCAAAGUGACAAGAAGAACGUAGCAGUACUCUCCCUUUAAGCGUUGUUUCCAGACAUUGUUUGUGUGUUUGUGUGUGUGUGCGCGCGCGUGCGCAAAUGCACUGAAGUACGUAUGUGUAACCGUUUCCUGUGUGUUCUGCGCACAGCAGGUCCCUCACACUUCAGUGUUGGAUGCCACAUCAUGAUAGCAGGAUGUCCCUAUCCAGGAGCGCUGGUCCUACACCUGAACCGGAGCCUGGUGGCGCUGCUGUGUCUGCUUUGGUGUACAGCAUCCCUCGCAGUAAGGGUGAUCACAUCUGGGAACCUGACCGUCGUGGCUGGAGCUCCAGCCACCCUCCGGUGUGAACUAGAUGGAGAGGGAAACAUCAGCCAGGUGGAAUGGACGAGGUGUGAAGGAUACAAAAUUCUGGUGUUCCACAUAACUUCUGGAUCAGUGGUGAGUGAUGACUACAAAGGGCGCAUCUCCGAGAUGACCGUGCAUGGGUUCAAAUUGAUGACCAGCAGCAACGACACUGGUACCUACUGUUGCACCCUGGCCACCUUCCCCUACGGGAACCUGAAGGGCCAGGUGCACCUGCAGAUCGGCACGCCUCAAGCCCAUGCCUCCUCCGUUCCCAUGGUGACCGCCUUCGUCGUCGGUGGAGUCAUCGGUGGGCUGUUGUUGCUGAUCGCAAUUGUGGCUGUUGUUCUCCGCCAGAGGCGGAGAAGCAGCAUCCGCAACCCCGUCCAUGUGGUCGUCCAUCCUGCAGGAUUUCCACACAAACACCAGUCUUUUCUCCAAAGGACGUCAUCGAACCCGGCUCCCAAGGCACAACCCACCCAGGCCACACAGACGAGCAAGGACGAAGACCAGGGGCAGGAGGACAGAGCAGACUACUUCAACAUCCUUUCCGAAUAGAGCAGCAGCACUUGUUUAAUGCAUCGCAGCGAGUCACCGUGAGGUCCCUGAGGAGACGGGUGAACGACGUGAACCCGCUCAUGGAGUCCAGUCACUAUUCGCUCACCAUGUCCCAUGACUGAAUCCACUCACUGUGUCCAGCCAGAGCAGGACUGGUGGCUCUUGCUGUCCAACAUAUGAGCUCUUGGGGACACACACUAACUGACAUAGGUUCUGACAUCACACACAUAUGUUCACACUCAAAUAUUCAUAUUCAAACUGUCUGUAUUCAAACAACUACAAUCCUGCAAACUUUAAAUUUUUUUUAUCUUGUGUUUUGAAAUAUACUUUAAUACAGCGUCUGAUUUCUAGAGACAUUAGGGGGAAAAGCAUUAAAAGACAAAUGUUGUGUGAGGUUUUUCAGGUUCCUGCAAAUUGAAAACUUAAACCUGUAUCAUAUUUCCUUGAGCUAUUUUGUAAUACAGUGUUAUGUGACAAACUUACAAACUACUGCAU